Molecule: messenger RNA, 808 nt
Organism: Zophobas morio
Lineage: Eukaryota; Metazoa; Arthropoda; Insecta; Coleoptera; Tenebrionidae
Exons: 2
Coding region: 212-712 (166 amino acids)
Source: RefSeq, a predicted model, not a curated record
AAUUGCUCAUUAUACAAAAAAAUACUUAGAUUACUAAUAUAGUGACGGACAACUUACGAGAUACAAAGUAGGCGCAAAAGUGUAACUUUCUUGACCGUUUCAGAUAAAUUGUACAAAAAUUGCCCACCGCUUAAAAACCUAGUAACGAAAAUUCCUGUCAGUUCGUCAAAAUGUCAACAUCUCCGGUAACGUUCUCGCCUUAGAAAAUCCAAUGACAGCCCCCUUUCUAGGCCCCCCUCUUACGCCUAUGCCAUUUCGAAAGCCCCUUCCUCCCCUUACAACCAUAUUUCUGCUACCAUCACGAAGUAUGCUGCAAAGAGGGCUGCUGCAGCCGUUACGAAUACAAAUAUUUUCAGUCAUGGCAUUUCUGGUACAAAAUUUACGUAGUGUACUGAAAUCUCAGGUAAAUACGACUAACUUUUCACAAUUUUCGUUGUACAGGCUAGGAAUUCUCGUUUUUCUGUUGUUGUAUCGCUACAUUUGUUGGUACUGCAAGAGAAAAGAAAGGAACAAUGCCAGACAGAACGAAGAUGAUGGGAAUUCGCAUGUAGUGAACCUAAUGGUGUCGUAUAAUAAUCGUAGCGAGUGUACGCCCAAAGACGACGAUGAGAGUUCUGACCCCCCUCCACUGUACAAUGUUGCUAUUCAUUUACCCAAACCGUCGAAUACUGAUGAGGUCCCAACGUACGAACAAGCACUCGCACACCAAUGAACUACAGUUUAGUUUUUUGUUUUUAUUUUUUUACACCAUAACCAACAAUUUCGUGUAAAUUUGUGUUUUUAAAACCUAAAAUGAUGUCUCCUUUUA